GGACCCUGUAGAUGUGGAGGGCCCUGUAGAUGUGGGGGAUCCUGUAGUUGUGGGGGACCUUGUAGAUGUGGGGGACCCUGUAGAUGUGGAGGAUCCUGUAGUUUUGGGGGACCAUUUACUGUAGAUUUGACUUGUUUUUCUUCUCCGUUUUUUUCUUACCGAAAUACUUCUUCUUACAGAUGUCAAAAUAUGGAGACUUAAUACUUCCAGGACACAAUAUGCAUCAAAGUUCUCCUCCAGAAGGAAGACGUCUCCUCUUAUAUCACAUUCUGUCUGUACUUCUCUACCACAAUGCCAGCGCUAUGAUGGAGCGCGGUCACCUCUACGGGACUCAGUACAGCCAUUAGGCAUCAAGAUCUUGGUCAAUCUGUAAUGGCGCUGACCUAUAGACUCUUAUGUGAUGUUUACCAGUGAUUUUCAGUGUAAUGUUUGGGCACCAGAGAACAAUGCUGCACCUGAGGGGGACCCCUGCCCCCCAAUAACACAAUGACCUGCAAUAUCUGCUGAUGUGUGAGGUCAAUGUCAUGUCCCAAAGAGAGAAAGAUGAUCUGUAUAGAGAGUCCAUCAGGGGUGAUAAGUUUUUGGAUCCCCAUGAGAUGAGACUGGAUCCAUUAUUCUCUCUCUACCCUGAUGAAGUACAUGAGAACAAUGUGGACGGUGAUGUGAUGGGGACACCCCAAACAGUGUUGGCUCAAUCCCCAGACAAGACCGGCCUGUCUCCAAAAAGACGGAACCGCAGAACAAUUUGUGAACCUGUGAAGAUGCCAAGAACCCUUUCAGUGGAAAUUCCUUUUCCUGUAUCACCCAGCCGGCGUAGAAGCUUCCGACAUCCUGGCCCCUGUUUUGGAAACUUAGAAUGUGAGGACAGUGCGGAGUCCACCCCAGCUAUGGCUGCCAAUCAUAUCUGUAUUGAGUGUGGACAGAGCUUCUCUCGUGAGGUUCCUUAUGUCGAGCACCAGAAGUUACACAGUCCCACAGUCCUGGAGUUAAACUCGACCUCAGGUCGCGCAGUCUGUGAGGUCAGUGGAUCUGUCACCCAGGAGCCAAAGAGAACAGGCCGAGAGUUUGUAUGUGGAGAUUGUGGGAAAACCUUUAUCGGGAAAUCUAAUCUCAUAGUCCAUCAGAGAACGCACACAGGAGAGAAGCCUUACGGAUGCAUCUUCUGUGGGAAACACUUUGGCAGAAGUUCUGUGCUUAGAAAACACGAGCGGAUCCACACGGGAGAGAAGCCAUACACAUGUGUCUACUGUGGAAAACAGUUCAGUCAGAAUUCAGGGCUGAAGAACCAUGAGAGAAUCCACACUGGGGAGAAGCCUUACGCCUGUAUAGAGUGCGGGAGGAGGUUCAGUCAGAGUGCCGAUCUGAUGGUUCACUAUAGGACCCACACCGGCGAGAAACCAUUUAUAUGUAUCGAGUGUGGAAACAGCUUUAUCCGCAGCUCAGACCUCGCCAUACACCAAAGGACUCACUCUGGGAUUAAACCAUUCACCUGCACUGAAUGUGGGAAGAGCUUUAGUCAGAGGUCCCAAAUUAUAAGACACCGGCGGACCCACACCGGUGAGCGGCCAUUUACCUGUGAUGUCUGCAGGAAAAGCUUCAUCCUGAGCUCAGAGCUGAAGAAACAUCACCGGGUGCAUACAGGAGAGAAGCCUUACAAGUGUAAAGAGUGUGGGAAAUCCUUCCGGCACUGCUCUAACAUGAGCCGGCACCAGAAGAUGCAUGCGGAGAGCGACGUUCUCUAGACACUAAUCUCCAUUCUUUCAAUAUUCCUGAUCUUGUGCACUAAGCAGGCUGGGAAAUCCAGCGCAUGUCUACAUCAUUACACCAUUGCUGUAACUAGAAGCUUCUUAUUCCGUGGCUGAAGAUCUUCCCUUAAAGUAAACCUUUUUAUAUAAUGUAGAUAAUACCAUUAUAUGCAUCUUUGUAAUAUACAUUGGUUAAAAAACUCUGUCCCUGUAACUACUGUCUGUAUCUCUAUGAUAAGUCCAAAUACAGGAAGUGAGGGCGGAGCAAAAUACAGGAAGUAAGGGCAGGGCAAGCAGGGCCCUGUGUAGGCUCCUGGUUUGUCAAUCAUCCAGAUGUGUGGCCUGGGAGUGUGUCACAGAGCCUUGGUAUACAGAGCCCCAGUAUACAGAGCCCCGCUUGUCCUCUGUGUACAGAGCCCCGCUUGUCCUCGGUGUACAGAGCCCCGCAUGUCCUCAGUGUACAGAGCCCCGCUUGUCCUCGAUGUACAGAGCCCUGCAUGUCCUCGGUGUACAGAGCCCCGCUUGUCCUCGUUGUACAGAGCCCCGCUUGUCCUCGGUGUACAGAGCCCCUCUUGUCCUCGGUGUACAGAGCUCUGCUUGUCCUCGGUGUACAGAUCCCGCAUGUCCUCGGUGUACAGAGCCCCGCUUGUCCUCGGUGUACAGAGCCCCGCUUGUCCUCGGUGUGCAGAGCCCCGCUUGUCCUCGGUGUGCAGAGCCCCGCUUGUCCUCGGUGUACAGAGCCCUGCUUGUCCUGCCCUCACUUCCUGUAUUUGGUCUCCUCACAGAGACGCUCUGGCAAUAGCUGCAGGGACAAAAAUAAUUUUAACCAAUGUAUAUUAACUUGCCACAUAAGAAACGUUACAUAUAUGUUAUAUCCAUUUUGUAUUGCACCCCAUUUAUUUUUUUAAUUUUUGGUUUCUUAAAAUAAACAUCCGUUGCCUCAAAUG
Molecule: messenger RNA, 2692 nt
Organism: Hyla sarda
Lineage: Eukaryota; Metazoa; Chordata; Amphibia; Anura; Hylidae
Product: oocyte zinc finger protein XlCOF6.1-like
Biological process (GO): negative regulation of transcription by RNA polymerase II
Molecular function (GO): DNA-binding transcription repressor activity, RNA polymerase II-specific
Source: RefSeq, a predicted model, not a curated record